GUUAAGGUUUGUUUUCAUUUCUAGAGUUGGGUUUUUCUAGAAGAAAAUUUAAAACAUUUUUAGCUGGUUAAUAAUUCCUGUAUUUAAUUCACUAAUAAAAAUGCUGCCUAGUAUGCCGUCAUUAUUUUCUUCUUCCCGGGAUUCCGUUAUACCUUCUGAAGCAAAUAUACCCAUAUCUGUUGAUCAUCAAGUGAGUGUAAAGGAGAAGAAACCAUUUGUCAGCAUUCCGGUUACAAAUGAACUUCAAGAUUUUUCGUUUGAAUCGAUCCCUCAAGAUGAAAAGGAGUGUGAUGAUGAGCUCGUUCUCAUGGCCGAAAAUGCUUCAAUUGGUGAAAAGAGGAAGAAUCAAUCUCAUUCAACCCCAACAAGGAAGAAAAAGAAAAUUGAAGCCGUAGAACCUGUGUUAGAGGAUAGAGUCAACAAUGAUGAGCAAGCUAAUCAUUUUGCUACAUCCUAUUUUAUGAAGGCCAAAGCAGAACUUGAUGAGCCUACUUUCUUAAAAUUCAUCGCUUUAUUAAGUGAGGUCACUGAAAGCAAUACGAACAUUAUUUCUCUGUAUAAUGAAAUGAUGAAUCUUUUGUCAAAUCAUCCUGACCUAGCUGAAAAAUUCAUUGGUUUUCUUCAUCCUCAUCAAGCCCUAGAAGUUCAGAAACUUACAGACUAUAUCCAGUUCGAAUCUACUUGGAAUUUCUUCAGAAAAAUCGAUGCCUUCCACUUGAAUAAGGUGUACCAUCUUCUGGAGCAGCAUAUCUCAAAUCCAUCAGUCACGAGUGAAACUGUCAAAAAUAGUCUCUUUUCUACAUUUAAAGGCCAUCCAAAUAUUUCAGAAGGGCUUCUUUAUUUGCUUCCUGGUGAAAAGCCUCCUGCAAGCUGCAAAGAAGACUUUGAGGACAUUUCUGAUCUUGGGGUGGAGGAUAGCAGUACGUGGGAGAAGCUGAGUAUUCCGGAGCAGUCCCAUAAUGGAUGCACUCCUGAUCUCUGCGAUUGUCGUUGCCAUUUGUGCAUACCGAAGAAGUUUUGUACUUACUGCAAUAUAAAGUUCUCAAAUGGACAGAUUUACGUUCAAACGGGGAAAGGUUUGAGGUUCGCAAAGGUAACCUUUCGUGGAUGUCAGCAAGAAGAGGUACUUUAUCAACUCAAUCCGACCAUUUAUAGCAAACCUGUUGAGAGAAAAAAAACUAAAUCUGUUUCUCAUCAAGCAAAAGAAAUCAGCCAUGUCAGUGAACCACUACCAAAAAGUGAGGUACAGGUUGAGACUACUAAGAAUGGUGGUAAAUGCAAAGGAAUCGAUAUAAUUGAAUUGACGAAAGAAGCUGUACCUGCUGAAAUUGAAGAAAAUGACUGUGAAGUUGCCAUAGAACUUGUCUUGCCACUUGUUCAUAAUGAGGAAAUAAUUUGCAUAAAUGAAGAAGGCGUCUUAGAAGAAAUCACUGAUGGCCAAAUGUGUAUCGUUCUUGACAAUGCUCUUGAAACAAAUGAAUGCAUUCCUACAUCUAAUGAAAAUAAGGAAGAUGUUAUUGAAACUACAUUGAAAGUGGAUGAUAUUGAAAUUGAAAAAGGUAUAGAUAAAGAGGUCAAAAAUGAUAAAAAUGAACAUGAAGAAAUUGUAGUAGAAGUUUAUGAGAUUGAUAACAAAAUAGAAGAAACAGUGGAUGUUAUUGAGGUUAAAGGUAAUGAAAACGAAAUUCAAUCGAAGGAAAAAGAAAUCAAAAUAGAAGAAGAAAAGUUGGAAAACAAGCCCAGAUUAUGGACCAGGGAAGAGGACAAGCUAAUUCUUCAGGCAUUUCAGAAGCAACUUAGCACCGAACAGACGUUCUCAAGAAUAAGUGAUCUCAUGCCAAACCGUACGGUCGAGGAUAUCCAGGGGAGGUUUCAAGUCCUAAUGAAUCUUCUUGAGCAGAUGACUAGUGGCUCCAAUUAUCCUUCGUAGUUGUAUAGCUAGCUGCGUUAAAUAUUACCUUUAACUGGACUGGAUACAGUUCAUUACAGAUACCUAUCGCAUUUGAUAUGGAAAUCUGAAUGUUUAUCGCUCAAAAUGAGCAUAUCUGUUGUAAAGUAUGGUGUGAAAAAUUGGUAUAUAUACCUUAAUAACUUAACUGUUUAGGUAUUUUUGAAAUUCUAUUGUGUAGAAAUCUAUAGAACUUUUUAAAUUAUUAAUUACGAUGAUGAUGCUUAAUAAUACGACUAAAUUAAGAUGUAUGUGCUUAAAAAGUAUUGGUGACAUUUUCAUUAAAAUUUUUGAUAUCUCUCUCAGAUUACUUCAGAAUUAUUUUCUUUUGAUUUUUCAGGUAUGGUUAAAAUUGUCUGACAUAUUUAUGGUGCUAGUUCUAAGAGAAUGUGUAGGUGAUGAGGUUUUUUAGAUGAGUCAGUGUCUUGAAAAUGUUACCAUCCACUCAUCGAAUAUUUAUAUUUUAUUUAAUUACUUAAGUUAUUAAAAACUUAUUUUUCUAUGAAGUUGUUAACUAUUUGCGGUCGUAUGCUGACCUUGGACCAGCAUAAACAAGUUAUCAUUUCAUUUGCGAGUUUCUAUCCAUCGCCAGUCCUACUGGUUCUUUGAGGAGCUGGGACCGGCAGACAUAUUUAAUGUUAGAAGUCCAAUGCCGGCUUAUCACUGGCAUCAAUUUUCUGUCCCUCUAGUCCCUUGCCAAAUCCUCCAAUGCAUAUUUUGAAUAGACAGCGCUAUUCUAGACGAUCAUCUGAUCGUUUUGGUACCAAAUAGUACCC
Messenger RNA from Nezara viridula (southern green stink bug), 2724 nucleotides. The record is from the annotation of a GenBank genome assembly. Lineage: Eukaryota; Metazoa; Arthropoda; Insecta; Hemiptera; Pentatomidae.